AUAAGCUGAGUACGCCUUGUUGAGCCAGAGGGGCAGGAGAAACCUCCUGACACGCAUUUACUUUCAUUCUGCUGGCCUCACCCACAAACUACACACACACACACACACACACACUCUCACUCUCUCUCACACUCUGUCUCUCUUUUGAAUUCUUCCAGCAGUUUCAGGCUACAGGACGACUUACAACUCAACACAAAGGUCAUCAAGCAAACAUGAAGGAUAAAAUAAAGAGAGGAGGAGGAAGUCAGGCCAAGGCUGAUGUACUCACUUUGACUGGUAGAAAUGAUGCUGUUGAUAUUAAAGACAACGGGGACACAUCCUUCACUGUGAAGAUCCAAGGAGCUGGAGUCGAGCCAUUUGAGCUGCAGGUCCAUGGAUUUUGGCUUGUUCAAGAUGCAGUAAUGUCUCUGCUUCCAAGGGAAGAGAUAUGCCCGCGCUCAAACCUGUCACUAGCUCUAGCUGGUACCACUCUGGAUCCUCUUGUAGAACUGAAAAGCGUGAAGGGGCUUAAAGCAGGGUCGAUUCUUCGCCUGGUUGAAGAACCCUACAAUGGCUGCUCAGCGAGGCACCAUCUGGCUCGUGUACUGGAGCUCCUGAGAGCACCAAGACCUCAGGAUGCUCUGAGAGAAGGAUGCUCACCCAGCGUACUGGAGACGAUCACACAUACACACUCAGCAGACUCUGGCUUAAAUGGGAAGAAUGUGAAACGCUCAUCAAGCAACACUAAAACAGAAUCUGGCAACUACGAUGGAGGUCCUCCUGAGUACCUGCUCCCAGGUUCCCUAGAAAGACCACUGAUGGCCCUGCUUCCACACAGCUCCCAGUCAGAGGCUCCGAGUCACCUGAGGGACUUGUCUCUCAGCUGCUGGAACCCGCCUCCAGGACACAGAAAGCUACAGGGAGACUUCCUGUACAUCACCGUGGUUACAAUGGAGGGACGACGAUGUGACAUCACCUCGUGUCCAAAAGGUUUCUAUCUCAACAGGUCUACAGAAGAAGUGUUUGAUCCCCGCCCUGCACAGUCUUCCUCGGUUUAUCACUGUUUUACUGACCUGCUUGCUCACAUCAGCCCUGCCUUCAAACAAAGUUUUACCACUUUUAAAACCAGGUCUCAGUUACCACCAGUGGAGACAACUGCCACUCCUUAUCCCACCUUGAGCUGGCUGGGGCCUCCCUGUGCCUCCCGUACUCACAAAAACACCUUCAGCAGACUGGGACUGGACGAGCAGGCGCAGGCUCCGGACUGGAAUGAAGAGCUGCAGGCAGCCAGAGAUAUGCCUCAAAGAAGCGUGGAAGAGAGACUGCAGAGAGACAGAGCAUUGCUCCAGGUAAAUAGUGCAUUUGUGAGGGCUGUGAUUCAAGGAGCAGAAAGUGUAAUAGAUGGCUUUGUAGAACCAAUCAAUGGAAACCCUGAGGACCCAGCAUUCCUGUGGGGGGGCCUUUUCAUGAGCCAAGGAGUAAGUUCUCUGUUUGUUGGGGAGCGGAGCCGCAGGGCUGCUCAGAAGCUGGAGCUUAAAGGAGUGCAGGCUUACAGUAACUUAGAGCUAAGGUUACCAGGACUACACACUCUUCCCACGGCCAUCGUAGACUACAGAGGUAUUCGCCUGUCUGCCCAGGGAUUCGCCCCUGGCUUUGAAGGAUCUGACCAGGACCGCGGGUCUCCUCCAUCCUCAAGAGGCUUGCUGUAUGGGAUAAAUGCAGGUCCCCAAGAGUCCCCCCAACGUAGACACCUGCUAGAACUGUUGGCUCAUGCUGCCAAAGCUCUUUCUAUCCAAAAAAAUGUUGUUGUGGCACCCAGCGGUCAAAAAGUACCGCUGUUCACAUCCGUGGAUGCUCAGGGACUGGUGGGCGCUGAUGGUAGGUUUUACCUACUAGAUGUGUUUAGGAGCUUCCCGCCUGAUGUCAACUACCAUUCAGGGGUGGAGCAAAAGAGCGACGAAGUCCCUGAACAAGAAGAGAAGAAAAAAAGCUGCAAAGUCAAAGAGAGAGACUGCAAGAAAGAGGAAAGCUCACAACAGAAUGAUCACUCAGAUUUGGGACCUCCACAAAGUUUUCCUCAUGGUCUCUGUAGGCUACGGCCAGAGUUGGUGCAGAUCUUCAUCCAGCACAAACAUUCCCAGUUCACUCAAAUUGUCAAAAAGAAGUUGGAGGAGAAUGGAGACUCUGAAGCAGCUUCUGGCUCCCCAGGCAGUGCUGCAGUACGAGCUGCAUGUAAAGAAGUGGGCUCGCUCAGUAACAUCAUCUUUGAGAUGCGCUUCAACCCAAACAUGUUCUGUCCAGGACUGUCUUUCCCAAGUAGCGAAAGUGAGUCAAGGAAGCUGCAGGAGAGGUUACUGAAGGAAGCUGCAGCUUUUAUUAUCACACAUCAGAUACCAGCCUUUCUAGAGCACUGCCUGAAAACCAGUGACGCUCCAAUGGAUGGAACUACUUUGAAGCAGGCACUACACCAAACAGGCAUCAAUCUUCGAUAUCUAGGUCACGUGAUCAAAGCCAUUAGCCAAUCAGAACACAGAGAGCGCCUGAGGCAUAUAAUGAGAGUGGUCAUAGGUGAAAUUUUCAUCCGCUCAACAAAAAGAGUAUUCAACAGUUUUGUCCAGGGUGUGGACGUGUCUAGUCUCUCUGCAGCUGUCAGCCACUUCCUCUGUUGCCUGUUGGCUCCCCACUUUACACCCAGUGUUGUUGGGGAGGAGACAAAAAAAAAGUCAAGGCGGCGUGGCCGAGGGUCCGGGGCCACUGAAAGCACACCCUGGAGCACACUGAGUGGCACUGAGCUGUGGAACCAGGUCCACCAGGAUGCCGUUGAAACAUAUAAUAUCUCUGACAGCCUAGGAUCUGGUCUCAGCCACCUCAUGGAGCACUACGGGCUUCAAAAGCUCUCUGUCCUCAGGGAGUUCUGUUUAAAAACUGGAGUACAGUUGAGACUGAGAGACUACUUCCUCGACAACCAAAGUAAAGCUCCCAUCGGUGGUGAUGACAUCCUUAACAUCUUCCCUGUUGUCAAGUAUGUUCAGAUGCCAAUGGUGGAUGCUACAAAUGCAUAUCAGGCUGCUCAGAGUGCCAAUCAGAAAGAUCUGUUGGAAAAAGCCCAUGAGCACCUGAAAGAAGCAGUCUAUCUGUUUGAUCGGGUGUGUGAUGAUCUGCACCCAGAGGCCUGUUACUGUCUCAGCUUGUUGGCUAAAGUGACCUUCUUACAGGGAAAAGCAGCUGAGGCUCGCAGCGUCCAGCUGAGAACAGUGGUUGUAAGUGAGAGGGUGUUUGGCUUUGAUCAUCCCAAUACUGUCCAACAGUAUGUGCUUUUGGCUGUGUAUUUUUAUGCUGGAGGGGAGAGCGUCCUGGCCCAGAAGUGUCUCCUCAGAGCUCGGCUGUUAAUACUAUCGAUCCACGGAGAAGACCAUCCCUACACUGCCACAGUGGAUAGUUGUCUGGGGUUGGUCUUGACAGGCGACCAGGCAGGACAGUUCCUUAAAAAUGCCUACAGACUGAACACUUCUUUCUUUGGACCCACAAAUUUGCAUACUGCUCUCAAUCAGCAUCUGUUGGCCCAGUGGCUGUGCAGUAAGGGUGACUACCGAACUGCUAUGACCCACGAGAAAGAUGCUCUUGCUGCUUUUACCUCCAUGUUUGGUGAGGAUCACCCUCAGACACGACGCAGCACAGAGUUCCUGUCCACCAUCACUAAGCAAGCAGUGCAGGUGGAACGUUGUCUCAGGCAAGCAGGACCUGACAGCACAGAGCAGACAGUAGAGUGCAUAAACCCCACAGCUGAAACCAUUCUGGAGCAGAUGGUAAUCAUCACAGGGAUCAGAGCGAUUGCACACAGAGACAGGAUCCAGGAGUAUAAACAGAAACUACUGGAACAAAAGACAUCAGAAGCAAAGGAAGAGUCCAAGACAGCAAGAAACAAGCCCGAUGCCUCAGAGACUGCAAAUAGACCAGAGAACUGCUCAGAUCAAGAAACUGAAUGUGGGAAGGAAAUUAAGGAUGGAGGACACCCAGUGGAAGAGAAUGCCAAUGAUAACCAAGAGAAGACACUAGUGCAAGGCCUCUGUGUGGAGAACGCUGCUGUAAUUCCAGCCAACGGUCAUGUAGCAGAGUCAGCCGAACAAAGUCUGAAUGACGAACAAACAGAAGCUAGUGGCGCAGUUUCAGAUGUGGAGCUUGGAGUUAAUGGGGAGGCACCUAAAACUGAUGUACUAAUCAAACAAAAGAGUUGCAUGGCCAACAAAGAGUGCACAAAAGCUGGUACAAUCCUUAAUGAGAUGAAGUCAGAUUAGAUUAACUGUGAAAUAAAUGAAGCCUUGGACAUCACUGCUGGCCCAUCAGUGUUGAAGAAUAAAGAAACUCCAGCAGAUGUUUCACAAGUUACCAAAGGAGUUGGAGACCAAGAGGCUGUCGUCAAUGGGGUAGCAGAUGGUAACAUCACUGCAAACGGACUAACCGACAAGUGAGAACAUACAGGGUGGGCCAAUAAAAUGUUACCACUUUUUGAUCGUACACAAGUUUUUGAAACGAGUAUUUAUUCGAAAAUUUUAUUUUACAGCCUUGGAA
Molecule: messenger RNA, 4548 nt
Organism: Thalassophryne amazonica
Lineage: Eukaryota; Metazoa; Chordata; Actinopteri; Batrachoidiformes; Batrachoididae
Product: clustered mitochondria protein homolog
Exons: 28
Coding region: 213-4274 (1353 amino acids)
Biological process (GO): intracellular distribution of mitochondria
Cellular component (GO): cytoplasm
Molecular function (GO): mRNA binding; protein binding
Source: RefSeq, a predicted model, not a curated record